Messenger RNA from Salvelinus fontinalis (brook trout), 1809 nucleotides. RefSeq names its product neuroblastoma suppressor of tumorigenicity 1-like. Gene Ontology annotation, biological process: animal organ morphogenesis. The transcript is spliced from 5 exons. Gene Ontology annotation, molecular function: receptor ligand activity; BMP binding. The coding region runs from base 615 to 1244 and encodes 209 amino acids. Lineage: Eukaryota; Metazoa; Chordata; Actinopteri; Salmoniformes; Salmonidae. The record is from RefSeq and is a predicted model, not a curated record.
UCAAUUUGCUGAAACACUGAUAAAUUCAGACCUGCCAAACUCAUUCACCCAACUCCCGUUCCCAGUCGUCCAAAAACACAGCGGGACUCCUGUCCGGAGGCACAGCCGCGCCUAUACCCAAAUCCAUCGACUAAAGCAAAGGCGAGAACUUGGAACGUACAGCUUCACGGAAAAGACAUAGCCUCCCGUUUUUGGAGAGAAGAGGUGUAAACAGACUCAUAAGGGAAGGGAUAGAGCACGGAGGGGAGGGACCCUGUACGCCGAUGGACUUAGAGACCGAUAGGGUUUCUAAUACGCACUGUCUUCUCACCCCUCUCCAUAUCUAUCCGUCUCUCACUGGCGGAAGAUGUAAUUGUUUUCUAGGACUAGGAAUUAUAUCAAGGGUGAAUCCUUGCCUCAGCUGAAAGCAGUUAUAUUUUCCAUUUCCAAUGAUCAACUAGAGCUUAUCCUCCAUCGUCUCUCCGGUCUCCUGCGGGACGGGUGGCAAGAGAGGGUUGGGAGAGACGGGUGUUGAAGCUCUAGUGAAGGGUCUCAGCAGAAUAUUGCUGCAUUUUGGUGGUUCCCAACGCCACAGGGCAUUUGGUCGUUGGACAGCGAUAUCGAAUCCUUCAGGAAUGUUAUUUGCCCGAAGAGACAUUUUGUCCUCAAAGGUGACACAUAAAACGACAUGGAAAGGUGCAGUCAUGUGGCAAAGAAUUGUGAUUUGCUGUGCGCUGCUUGAGCUCUGUUCGGCGGCACCGCCCGCUCACAUCAACCGUCUGGCGCUGUUCCCUGACAAGAGUGCUUGGUGCGAGGCCAAGAACAUCACACAGAUAGUCGGGCACACUGGCUGCCAGCCUCGCUCUAUCCAAAACAGGGCGUGUCUGGGGCAGUGCUUCAGCUACAGCGUCCCAAACACCUUCCCCCAGUCCACCGAGUCCCUGGUGCACUGUGACUCCUGCAUGCCUGCACAGACACAGUGGGAAGUGGUGACUUUGGAAUGCCCGGGCAUUGAGGACACUCCUCGUGUGGAUAAACUGGUGGAGAGGAUCCUCCACUGCAGCUGCCAGUCCUGCAGUAAGGAGGGAGCCCAGGAGGGGGCAGUGAUGCAGCUCUACCUAUCAGAGAGCGCCCAGGACCCUCCUUCCUCACCAGAGAGCCACCAUGGCGGCUCACCCCCUCACUCCCACACAGACACGCACUCUCAGCAUGCUCACAAACACACAGAGCCACACCCGCACACACACACAUCUGAUGGAGGGUAGGUCGCUCGAUCGCCGCUGACACUCCUCUUUCACCAUUCCUGAUUCUUCUCCCAAAUCACUCCACAAGUUGUUUCUUAUACACACAGUUACAGUAUGAUGCAUUUUCCCUUCUUUUCGAUUCAGCCACUGUUUCUUCAUUCAACACCUUAAAAGCACUUUGUCAUGUUAAGUAAGGUUUUAUUUUCAAUGAAAACUGCUUAUAAAAGCGCACACACAGAAGCUCAUUCAUGCUGUACUCUUCACAAGACAACCAUAGUAUAUAUUAGCGCUUUAAACUUACCAGUUUACACAAUGUUUGUCAUCUAACUUCUCACUUAGGACAACGAAUAUCACAAUCCUACACACACUCAGGCAUGCACUCUGACACAGCUAUAGACCUUUGAAGCUGUAGACUUAUUUCUGUUCAUCUGGCGUGAAUUCGUUUUUUAAUCAUAGAGCUACAGUAUAAACUGUACAGUUUCUUGACUUAAUGUCUCUCACCAAUUUGCAUUAGUAUCUGACCUAAAGCUAUAUGUUCCAAUUUGUACUUCUCAUACGAGAAUAAAGCUCUUUUUGUUCAAUCUUA